AUGGAAGCCUUCAGAGUUCUGGCCGUGAUCUUUGCCCUCGCUGUGGUCGCUUCAGCUUCUCAAGAGCAUGUUCGCAAAAUCAUUCACGUGCCGUACAAAAUCCACACGGUUCACCACCAUCAGAUCCAGAAGGUGCCCGUGCCGGUGCCCGUCGUGAAGGAGGUUCCCGUGUACAACACAGUCGAGGUGCCGGUCGUGAAGCAGGUGGAAGUGCCGGUGAUCCAGAAGGUGCACGUCCCGGUGCACGUGCCCGUGCAAGUGCCGGUCGUGAUCUAUCAGAAGCCUCACAAGGAGCACAGCUUCCAGGAUUCCUACCACAACGACGCCUGGCAGUGGCAGCAGCAAGGACACGCCCAGACCCAUGAAGGCGGACACUAUUCCGGUGGUUAUUGGUAG
Messenger RNA from Phlebotomus argentipes, 396 nucleotides. RefSeq lists its product as uncharacterized. The coding region runs from base 1 to 396 and encodes 131 amino acids. The transcript is spliced from 3 exons. The record is from RefSeq and is a predicted model, not a curated record. NCBI's taxonomy places the organism in Eukaryota, Metazoa, Arthropoda, Insecta, Diptera, Psychodidae.